AUGAUGAGAGCCUACAUUCAAAGAAAUAAGCCCAAAGAGGCAAUCUUUUUGUAUAGAUUAAUGUUGAAAAAUAAUUUGAUUGUAGAUAAUUAUACUUAUCCUUUAAUGGUCCAAGCUUGUGCAUUGAGGUUAGUAGAAUUUGAGGGAAGAGAGUUUCAUGAUCAUGUGAUUAAAAUGGGUUUUGAUAGUGAUGUUUAUGUGCAGAAUACUUUGGUUAAUAUGUAUGCAGUGUGUGGGAACGUGAGGGAUGCAAGGAAGUUGUUUGAUGAAAGUCCUGUAACAGACUUGGUUUCGUGGAAUUCGAUCUUGGCUGGGUGUGGUAGGGUGAGUGAGGCUCUUCAACUGUUUAGGGAAAUUGAUGAGAAAGAUUUGGUCUCCUGGACAGCUUUGAUAUCGUGUUAUGAGCAAAAUGGCCUGUAUGAAGAGGCUCUGAAGUUGUUUGGUGAGAUGUGUUCUAAUGGGCCUGCUCCUGAUGAAGUUGUGAUGGUGAGUGUGCUCUCUGCUUGUUCACAUCUGUAUGUUGUUAAAACAGGGGAAUUGGCACAUGGUCUGGUUAUAAGAAUUGGUUUUGAAUCUUAUCUAAAUCUCCAAAAUGCUUUGAUUCACAUGUACUCUUCUUGUGGAGAUCUAGUGGCCGCGGAAAAGUUGUUUGAUGCUGGUCGAUUUCUGGAUCAGUUUUCUUGGAACUCCAUGCUUUCUGGCUACUUGAGAUGUGGCAGAGUGGAAAAAGCUAGAGCUUUAUUUGAGUAUAUGCCUGAAAAGGAUGCUGUUUCAUGGGGUGCAAUGAUCUCUGGGUAUGUCCAGCUUGGUCAAUUUUCAAAGACUUUAGAAUUGUUUCAAGAGAUGCUGAUGAAGGAUGUCAGGCCUGACGAAACAACUCUGGUUAGUGUGAUUUCAGCUUGCACCCAUGUGGCUGCCCUUGACCAAGGGAAAUGGUUACAUGCUUAUAUAAGAAAAAAUGGACUAGAUAUAAAUAUCAUUCUCGGCACCACCCUUAUUGACAUGUACAUGAAAUGUGGAUGUGUGGAAAAUGCAGUGGAAGUCUUUACCGGCAUGAAAGAUAAGGGGGUUUCCACUUGGAAUGCUCUAAUUCUUGGCUUAGCAAUGAAUGGUCAGGUGGAAAGAUCCCUUGAGAUCUUUGAACAGAUGAAAAUAAGUGAAGUAGUACCUAAUGAGAUAACAUUUGUGGCAGUUCUUGGGGCUUGUCGACACAUGGGCCUAGUAGAUCUCGGGCGUGGUUACUUUGAGUCGAUGACCAAGAUAUACAAUGUUGAACCUAAUAUUAAACACUACGGCUGCAUGGUUGAUCUUCUUGGACGUGCGGGCCUUCUGAAAGAAGCUGAGAAGCUCAUUCAUAGUAUGCCUGUGGUGCCAGAUGUUGCAACUUGGGGUGCCUUGCUUGGAGCUUGUAAAAAAUACGGAGACAAUGAAAUGGGAGAAAGGGUGGGGAGGAAGCUUAUUGAGCUUCAGCCUGAUCAUGAUGGCUUCCAUGUAUUAUUGUCCAACAUAUAUGCUUCGAAAGGUGAUUGGAAUGAUGUUAUGGAGAUCAGAGGGACAAUGAUGCAGCAAGGUGUUGUUAAAGUGCCUGGUUGCAGUAUGAUUGAAGCCAAUGGUGUUCUUCAUGAAUUCCUGGCGGGUGACGAAUCACACCCUCAAAUGAAAGAGAUUGAGAUAAUGUUAGAUAAAAUGGCUAAGAGACUGAAAAUAUUAGGUUAUGCACCUGGUGUCAAUGAGGUUUUCUUUGACAUUGAUGAGGAGGAGAAGGAAACUACUUUGUUUAGACACAGUGAGAAGCUUGCUAUUGCCUUUGGACUUAUUGCAAUUAGAUCACCAACACCAAUAAGGAUAAUGAAAAACUUGCGAAUCUGUAGUGAUUGUCAUGAGGCUGCAAAGCUAAUUUCUACAGCUUUUAAUCGUGAAAUUGCGGUGAGGGAUCGACAUCGUUUUCACCACUUCAGAGAUGGUUCUUGUUCUUGCAUGGACUAUUGGUAGUAACAUAUGCCAGGAUGCAGAGAAUCAGUUAAAGAGAGUAGGCUCGAAAUGUUAUGUAUAAGUUACUGAAUGGCUUGGUCUUCCUUGCUUCUGAGAAUAUGCCAGCAUUAACAUAAUCAUUUGUGGGUUUACCAUCACAAGUGAAACUAGAACUAGUGGGUUGUAAAUUAUACCGAGCAUAUGCUUUGAACGUGCCUUGGAUCUUCUGUUUCUUGUCCUCAUAAGAUCGGCUCGUUGGGCCUUGGCAAAG
Coffea eugenioides is the source of this 2242-nucleotide messenger RNA. RefSeq names its product pentatricopeptide repeat-containing protein At1g08070, chloroplastic-like. NCBI's taxonomy places the organism in Eukaryota, Viridiplantae, Streptophyta, Magnoliopsida, Gentianales, Rubiaceae. Gene Ontology annotation, biological process: RNA modification. The coding region runs from base 1 to 1992 and encodes 663 amino acids. The transcript has 2 exons. Gene Ontology annotation, molecular function: RNA binding; zinc ion binding; protein binding. The record is from RefSeq and is a predicted model, not a curated record.